Nematostella vectensis (starlet sea anemone) is the source of this 4048-nucleotide messenger RNA. RefSeq names its product trichohyalin. The transcript has 11 exons. Bases 447 to 3011 code for a protein of 854 amino acids. Gene Ontology annotation, cellular component: cytoplasm. NCBI's taxonomy places the organism in Eukaryota, Metazoa, Cnidaria, Anthozoa, Actiniaria, Edwardsiidae. The record is from RefSeq and is a predicted model, not a curated record.
AUCUCUCCCGGUCAAAACUUCCUGAAACCCAAAAGCAAAGUGUUGUAUGAAAUGGGUUGUGUCCUUACUGACAACUGAAUUUGCUUUUUAAAACGAAGAGAAGCCCGCUGGGUUAACUGCAUCUUCAAGAUAAACUCCUACUCCGCUAAUUUUCUAAGGAUCGAGACGAUAUUUUGAUCGUAUUAUUCUGAUUAGCGAAGAGAAGCGUUUGCAAGCUGUAGUGAGAAGCAUCUGAUGCCACACAUAAUAGACAGCAAAAUCAUGGUUGUCAGUGAUGCGUGAAAGUUGUGUUUGCUGCACGGCCGUGUUCAUUAUUCUGUUUGUGACACUUGCUGUUCUCUCUCUCAUUUUCUUCUACAUUGGUCUGUUCCUUCAGAAGCCAGACAACCAGGCAUUGUAGAUCAUUCAAGUCCAUAGUAAAGUAAAGUUUUAUAUACUCAAGCAAGAUGUUAACCCAAAUUCUCCGUGACAUGUACAUUGACCCUGACCUGUUGGCUGAACUAGAGGAGGAGCAGAAACAGAUAUUGUUUUUCAAAAUGAGAGAGGAGCAAAUUCGUCGCUAUAACGAGCGUGAAAAAGAGCUAGAGAAGAAAGAGAAGCUGAAUCCUCCAAAGACUAAGAAAGAUGUUGACAAGACUGUUCACUACCUGAUAGCUAAAGAUGGGAAUCCAUGGGUUUGGGUCCUGGGAGAGGAUGGUGAGGAAGUUGAUGCUGAGGCCAAACAAAAAGAGGCAGAGCUUAUAGAAGACAAGCUGGCAGAGGAGAAGGCUAGGGAAUUGGCGCACCAAGAGAUGCUCCGCAAAGAACAAGAACAACAGGAGGAGGAAGAGAGGAGAAUACGAGAAGAGGAGGAAAGACAGAAAGCGUUAAAAGAAGAGAGGAUGAGAAAACUACAAGAGGAAGCAAGACUUGCUGCGCAAAGAGCUCUGGAAGAGAAACGAAAACUCGAAGAAGAACGGAAGGAACAGGAACGGAAAGAAAAGGAACUGGCGGAACUUGAGAAGAAAAGACAAGAAGAACGCCGUAGGCAAGAGGAGAAAAGACGUGCGGAAGAGGAGGCGAAACGGAAGGCAGAGGAGGAGAAAGCGGCGAGAGAGAAGGCGGAGAUGGAAGAGAAACUCAGGAGACUUAAGUUGCAAGAGAAAGAGGAAAAACGGAAACUCGAAGCUGAGAAGAAAGAGAAAGAACGUGUGGAGCGUGAACAGCGUGAGGAGCGGCGCAAACAAGAGGAGAAGAGGCGAGCCGAGGAGCAGGCGAGGCGGAAGGCGGAGGAGGAGAGGGCAGCGAAGGCUAAGGCUGAAAUGGAAGAGAGGAUGAGAAAGCUUGAGGAGAAAAGAGAAGCGGAAAGACAGGAGGCGUUGAGGAUAGAUAGGGACCGCAAACAGGACGCGCAGAAGAAAGUCGCGGAGCACGUGGCGCGCCUUCAAGAGGCUGAAAGGCGACGAGCAGAAGCUAAAGAGCGCGAGAGGCAAGAGGAAGAGAGGCGAAAAGGAGAGGAGCGUCAACGUCAAGAGGAAGAAAAGAGGCAGAAAGAAGAAGAGGAGAGAUUACGUGUGGAGGCCGAGAGGCAGCGAGAGGAAGACGAGAGGCAGCGAGCGGAAGACGAACGGCAACGAGCGGAGGACGAGCGGCAGAGGGUCAAGCACGAAAUGCAGCGACUGAAGGACGAAAGGCGACGUGCCGAGGAGGAUGAAAUCGCGCGGCAAGAAGAAGAACUCAGGCGACUCCAGGAGCAACGAGAGAAGGAGUUGAAAAGGUACAAGGAACUCCAAAUGGCAGAGGAAGAGAAGAGACGGAAGGAGACAGAGGAAAGAGAGCGACAAGCCAGGGAAGAAGAGGAUAGGAUACGCAGAGAGCGGGAGGAAGCAGAGCGACUGCGGCGCGAGAAAGAGCAGAGGGAACAGCGUAUGAGACAACUAGAAGAGGAGGCUCGAAUUAAAGCUCAGAAGCUAGAAGAAGAACAAAGAGAAUUAGAACGGCUUCAAGCGGAGGCAGAGCUAAAGCGCAAGCAAGAACUCGAGCGCUUACGAGAAAAACGCAAGGAGGAGAAAGCGCAACGCGAAAGGGAGCUGAUCGAACAAGAGAAGAACCGCGCGAGAGAGAUCUACAUCAGCCUGAAGCGUGUGCGGGAACAGGUGAAGCAAAAAGAAGCCGAAGAACAACGAAAGCUCGAGGAAGCAUGGCAACGCAGCGAGAAGAAGGCUAAAGAAGCAGAAAGAGAUCGAAGAAACUCGGUCAGCAUCGCGCGUAGUGAAGUUCUACGAGAGCGCGCCCUUGCGGCCAAGAGACGUAACACUAUGGGUCAAAAGAUUGUAAUAGAAGCCCCGCACACACCGCCUCAGAUUCCAACCCGGACGGGGUCUGUGAAUAAGCCGUCCCGUGCCCCACCACCCGUCCCUAACCACCCAUCACCGGCUGUACCACUGAGACGCGAGGGGGACACCAAAUCCUUUGCCCCACAACGCCCUCCGCCACCCACCCGCACCCCCUCGGGGAAGGAUCGGCCUCACAGCACCACCGCAACACCCACCCUUCAUAUCCCUGAACGCACGCGGCGAAACAAGAAACCCAAGAGUCGCGCGGAGGUGGUGAAUUGGUUCCAAGAAGAAGAGCUCCCCAAGCGCGUAUGCUACGACGGAGAUAAAAUAUUGCCCUACUUCCAUGGAAUAAUUUCGAGACAGGAUGCUGAGCAGGUUUUGCUGGACAAAGUUCCAGGAUCAUUCCUGGUCCGUGUGAGCGAGCGCGUCUGGGGUUAUACCAUCACCUAUCGUGCCGAGGAGCGCUGCAAACACUACCUGGUCGACACCAGCGAGCAAACCUACCAGUUUUUCGGCCACAACCAAAUAGCUCACCCUACACUCAACGAUUUGAUCGAGUUCCACAAAGUUCGGCCAAUCUCAGGCAUGGGCCAGGAGCUGUUGAAAAUCCCUUGCGGACAGGAAUGCGAUCCCCCUGAUUACCAAGAACUUAUGGUACCGUCGUCACCUCAGAGACAAGAGACAUCGUUCUGAUAGUGAUAGUGUUAGAAAAUUUGUUGUCAUUUUUUUAGGAUUAUAGUCUAGUCUAUCCUCGGAGUAGAUCUACCGUUAUGUUGUCGCGGAAAAGAAAGGCUUUGUCAAAUAUGAUAUACACCUAUUUCAAUAAAGGUUGUCAGUGCAAAUGGCGAUUGGCAAAUGGCAGUUCUACGACCGAAAGUAAUCAUACGUCUCGAAGAAUAUGGAUAUGGAUAAAUCAAAACAGCUAUCCAUUAAAGGUUACCGCUUGGCUCUGACAUUGUUGGACUUUAUUUAACACCUUUAAUUUUACGAAUAAUUAGUACCCAUAAGCCAUUCGCCAUUUGCACUGACAAACUUUUGUGAAAUAGGUAUAUUUAUGUUGUUGGAGACUAUGUAAGUUGUCAAGCGUGGACAAGAACAACAGGUCUCGUAUGCAACCGUUUAUGCUGUCGUCAAAAAAGCACGAAGUCGCUGACAUAAAAUGUUCCCAAAGUUCUAUACUCGGGCCCAUUCUUCUACUCUAUGGUUUUAGUACCCAACAGUUGAUGGUGUAGUGUACAGAUUGUAAAAAACGCGUUCUUCUUGCUAUGUGGUGUUUCCCAAGGUUCUAUUCCUGGGGCCACCUUUUUCCCGGGAAGAGCAUUAACAAAACUAAAACAGUACACAGUUUUGCCAUGUAGUUAGCUAAUAUUAACAUGAAAUACAAAAAUGCUUUGUAAUUGUAAACAAUAUAUUUUCAAAAUAGAAUAUUUUCCCAUUUCAUUUUGGAGAAGGCUGCUACUGCGGGUUGUUCUGCGAGUACAACAACUUGCCAAAUCCUUCACAAUUGCUGGAUUUAAUUCAGUGGGAAAGAAUUUGGAAUAGUUAAGUAAAAUAGCUAGUCCGUCUCUCUGUACCUUUUAAUGGGUGAUAUAAUAAUAAAUAAUGUUGAAAUUGAACAUGAAUAAACAAGAUUUGUAGGAAUCUUCCUGGUCCGUCUCUCUGUGCCUUUUAAAAAUGGUGAUAUAAAAAUAGUGUUGAAAUUGGAUAUGAAUAAACAAGAUUUGCAAGAA